GAAGUCACUCCCGCGGCGCAUUCCGCCGCCCGCAGGCUUGCGGGGAAACUUCCUUAUUAUUGUGACGCCGAAAACCGAGAGAGCCCGAGCCCAGCCUGAGGGGCCGUGACGGUCGGGAGCCCACGCCGCGGCGCGGCGGCCGCAGAGAUCUGGGAGGCGUGGUGGAACCUUUCUGGCUUCUCGUCCAAAUGCCAAGCUUGUGACCUGGGGCUACAUGACUCCCUGAAAGAUAAGAACAAUGUUAUGUUGGGGAUAUUGGUCUCUGGGCCAACCCGGGAUCAGCGCCAACCUGCAAGGCAUCGUGGCUGAGCCGCAGGUGUGUGGAUUCAUAUCAGACAGGAACGUGAAGGAAGUGGCUUGUGGAGGAAACCACUCCGUGUUCCUGCUGGAGGAUGGGGAAGUUUACACGUGCGGUUUGAACACCAAGGGGCAGCUGGGCCAUGAGAGGGAAGGAAACAAGCCAGAACAAAUCGGAGCGUUGGCAGAUGAGCACAUCAUUCACGUGGCGUGUGGCGAGUCCCACAGUCUGGCCCUCAGUGACCGUGGCCAGCUGUUUUCUUGGGGUGCAGGGAGCGAUGGUCAACUAGGACUCAUGACGACUGAGGACUCUGUGGCAGUGCCCAGGUUGAUACAGAAGCUGAACCAGCAGACGAUAUUACAAGUUUCCUGUGGCAACUGGCAUUGCUUGGCUCUUGCAGCUGAUGGCCAGUUCUUCACCUGGGGACAGAACAGCCACGGGCAGCUGGGCCUGGGGAAGGAGUUCCCCUCCCAAGCCAGCCCACAGAGGGUCAGGUCCCUGGAGGGGAUCCCGCUGGCCCAGGUGGCUGCCGGAGGGGCUCACAGCUUCGCCCUGUCUCUCUCAGGAGCUGUUUUUGGCUGGGGGAUGAACAAUGCAGGGCAGCUAGGGCUCAGUGAUGAAAAGGAUCGGGAGUCUCCGUGCCACGUGAAACUCUUACGUACGCAAAAAGUUGUCUAUAUUAGUUGUGGAGAAGAGCACACAGCCGUCCUCACAAAGAAUGGAGGUGUGUUUACUUUUGGUGCUGGUUCCUGUGGGCAGCUUGGACAUGACUCCAUGAAUGAUGAGGUUAAUCCAAGAAGAGUUCUAGAGCUGAUGGGUAGUGAAGUAACUCAGAUUGCUUGUGGCAGACAACACACCCUAGCUUUUGUGCCUUCUUCCGGACUCAUCUAUGCAUUUGGUUGUGGAGCAAGAGGUCAACUCGGAACUGGACACACCUGUAAUGUUAAGUGCCCGUCUCCUGUCAAGGGUUACUGGGCUGCCCACAGUAGCCAGCUGUCAGCCCGAGCUGAUCGCUUUAAAUAUCAUAUUGUUAAGCAGAUCUUCUCUGGAGGAGACCAAACUUUUGUACUUUGCUCCAAAUAUGAGAAUUCAUCUCCUGCUGUUGACUUCAGGACUAUGAACCAAGCACAUUAUACCAGUUUAAUAAACGAUGAAACCAUAGCAGUCUGGAGACAAAAACUCUCAGAACACAACAAUGCGAAUACAAUCAAUGGUGUUGUACAGAUAUUAUCUUCUGCAGCCUGUUGGAAUGGAAGUUUUCUUGAAAAAAAAAUUGAUGAACAUUUUAAAACAAGUCCCAAAAUCCCCGGGAUUGACCUGAACUCAACUAGAGUGUUAUUUGAGAAGUUAAUGAACUCUCAGCACUCCAUGAUUCUAGAACAGAUCUUAAACAGCUUCGAAAGUUGCCUGAUUCCACAGUUGUCAAGUUCCCCACCAGACGUUGAAGCAAUGAGAAUCUAUUUAAUACUACCCGAGUUUCCCCUCCUCCAGGACUCCAAAUAUUACAUCACGUUGACUAUUCCCUUGGCUAUGGCCAUUCUGCGGCUGGACACAAACCCCAGCAAAGUAUUAGAUAACUGGUGGUCUCAGGUAUGCCCGAAAUAUUUCAUGAAGCUAGUAAACCUCUAUAAAGGUGCAGUCCUGUAUCUACUGAGGGGAAGAAAGACAUUCUUAAUUCCUGUACUGUUUAACAGUUACAUUACAGCAGCUCUCAAGCUCUUGGAGAAGUUAUAUAAGGUAAAUCUUAAAGUGAAGCACGUGGAAUACGAUACAUUUUACAUUCCUGAGAUUUCCAGUCUCGUGGACAUCCAGGAAGACUACCUCAUGUGGUUCCUGCACCAGGCAGGGAUGAAGGCUAGACCAUCUAUAAUACAGGAUGCUGUGACACUUUGCUCCUACCCUUUCAUCUUUGACGCCCAAGCCAAGACCAAAAUGUUACAGACCGACGCUGAACUACAGAUGCAGGUGGCAGUCAACGGAGCCAACCUGCAGAACGUCUUCAUGCUUCUCACCCUGGAGCCUCUGCUGGCCAGAAGCCCCUUUCUGGUCCUCCACGUUCGCCGGAACAACCUCGUCGGAGAUGCCCUGAGAGAGCUGAGCAUUCAUUCUGACAUCGACCUGAAAAAGCCUCUCAAAGUAAUCUUUGAUGGUGAAGAAGCAGUGGACGCCGGUGGUGUUACAAAGGAAUUUUUUCUUUUGCUGUUAAAAGAACUUUUGAAUCCCAUCUACGGAAUGUUUACCUACUAUCAAGAUUCCAAUCUGUUGUGGUUUUCAGAUACAUGUUUUGUAGAGCACAACUGGUUUCACUUGAUUGGCAUAACCUGUGGCCUAGCUAUCUAUAAUUCCACCGUGGUUGAUCUCCACUUCCCGUUGGCUCUCUACAAGAAGUUACUGAAUGUAAAGCCUGGCUUGGAAGACUUAAAGGAGCUGUCACCCACUGAAGGAAGGAGUCUUCAAGAGCUUUUAGAUUAUCCCGGUGAAGAUGUGGAGGACAUUUUCUGCCUCAACUUCACGAUCUGCCGAGAAAGCUAUGGCGUGGUUGAACAGAAGAAGCUGAUACCCGGUGGAGACAAAGUGGCUGUGUGCAAGGACAACAGGCAGGAAUUUGUGGAAGCGUACGUGAAUUAUGUCUUCCAAAUCUCAGUUCACGAGUGGUACACGGCCUUCGCCAGCGGCUUCCUGAAGGUGUGCGGCGGCAAAGUGCUCGAGCUCUUCCAGCCCUCGGAGCUGAGGGCCAUGAUGGUGGGGAACAGCAACUACAACUGGGAGGAGCUGGAGGAGACUGCCAUUUACAAGGGGGAUUACUCAGCUACACAUCCCACUGUGAGACUAUUUUGGGAGACAUUUCAUGAGUUCCCAUUGGAAAAGAAGAAGAAGUUUCUCUUGUUCCUGACGGGCAGCGACCGGAUCCCCAUCUAUGGCAUGGCCAGCCUGCAGAUCGUCAUCCAGUCCACGGCCAGCGGCGAGGACUACCUGCCGGUGGCCCACACCUGCUACAACCUGCUGGACCUGCCCCAGUACCGCAGCAAGGAGACGCUGUGCGCGCGGCUGUCGCAGGCGCUGGACAACUACGAGGGCUUCAGCCUGGCCUGAGCCCCGGCGCCCCGAUCCCCUUCCUUCCCGUGUCCGCUCAGAGAAUCACGGGGAGCGAUUUCUAUUUUUUUAUCGUCCGAGGGGGUUGAGACUUUCGGAUCCUGAACCUGGAGCAUUCGUCUCUGGGGGGUCGCAAGGCAGCGAACCCACCUUUCUGAAAAGGGGGGGCUUCGGGAUGGGGUGGAAGAACUUGGCUCUUGUCCGGGAGGUGGUUUUGUUUUUCUGUUUUAAACCCAACUACCCAGUGGCCCUCGUUCUCGUGACUGUGUUGCACUCUGCCGGGUGACAUGGCAGUGGCUUUGGACACCGUCAUUCCCCAGGUGUGUCUCGGCCCCGACCGUUGGCAUUCUUCUGCAAGGAUGGUUCGACCCCUGCGUCCGUCCUCGCCUGCCUGCGCGUGCAGAACAACAUCUCCCUGUUGUCGCAGCAGCCGCGCACGGACGUGCCCCCCGGCUUGUCCCAGCCCCGCUCUAGCCCGCAAAAGGAGGACAGGCCCACUUGAGAGACUCCCAGCUCCAGAACGCUGAGGCUGGGUCCCUUACUACUGAGAAUUUCUGGGAGCCUUGAUAAACACAUCUUGCUUAUUAAAAAAAAAAAUUCUCAAGGGGGAUAGCAACCCUCCCACGGCUGUGCCCGUUCCCUAGGCCUUUCUAAAGAUGCGCAGAGCAGCUUAGCGUCCCAGCCGAGCCUGAUUUUGUUUUGUCGCUCAGCCUCAUCCCUGUGACGAUAAGGUGAAUGGACAGACCCCUUCCUGUCCUGCUGUCUGCACCCGGAGCAAGUUGCAUCGAUUAUGUUGAGUCUCUGUAUUGUCAGAGAGAAAAGUUAGAAAUGAUAAAUUUCUUGUCCCGUUCUCUAUUGCUGUAUACCAGGCGUCCUCAAACGACGGCCCGCGGGCCACAUGCCGCCCGCCUAGGAGUUAUCUGGCCCACCCGGUGUUUUUGUCACCGCUGCCUGUCCUGCUUAGCAGCCGGCUCGUCCCGGGCCCACAGUGCGCACUCUCCAACGGUCUGAGGGACGGU
Microcebus murinus (gray mouse lemur) is the source of this 4410-nucleotide messenger RNA. It is a transcript of the gene HERC3, whose product is annotated as HECT and RLD domain containing E3 ubiquitin protein ligase 3. NCBI's taxonomy places the organism in Eukaryota, Metazoa, Chordata, Mammalia, Primates, Cheirogaleidae. Gene Ontology annotation, molecular function: ubiquitin-protein transferase activity. The record is from RefSeq and is a predicted model, not a curated record.